Episyrphus balteatus (marmalade hoverfly) is the source of this 2647-nucleotide messenger RNA. RefSeq names its product glutamate--cysteine ligase (gene Gclc). Lineage: Eukaryota; Metazoa; Arthropoda; Insecta; Diptera; Syrphidae. Gene Ontology annotation, biological process: glutathione biosynthetic process. The coding region runs from base 314 to 2221 and encodes 635 amino acids. The record is from RefSeq and is a predicted model, not a curated record. Gene Ontology annotation, molecular function: glutamate-cysteine ligase activity. The transcript is spliced from 7 exons. Gene Ontology annotation, cellular component: glutamate-cysteine ligase complex.
UGAAUAAAAACUCUCGUUUACUUGCUGCAAAGCGGUUGUGUGACUCGCGAUACCGCCUUUUCUGUGUGCUUGAAAACUGAAAAAAAUUUAUCUAUCUUAUUUUUUUCUAAUUUCCUAUCCCAUAAAUAAAAAUUCUUUGCAAUUUCUCAUUUUUUUUGGAGAAUCAUAAAGAGUGGAAGAAUUCUAAUUCGAAUUCAAUUUAUCGGCAUUCGACUUGGCAGUGUGCAAAACACAACAAAAAAGUAUAGUGAACAAGUGCAAAAAAUCUAAAUCCAAUAAGAAAAACAACAAAAACAAGAAAAAAGCCGCUGACAUGGGAUUGUUGAGCGAAGGAAGUCCCCUAUCGUGGGAGGAAACAAAAAAACUAGCCAGCCAUGUGAGGCAACAUGGCAUUGAGCAAUUUAUAAAUUUAUACCACAGAUUAAAGGAUCGCCAAGGAGACAUUUUGAAAUGGGGAGAUGAGGUUGAAUACAUAAUUGUAAAAUUUGAUGAACAAAACAAAGUGGCCAGAGUCUCCCUAAGAUCUCAAGAACUCCUCGAGAUUCUAAAUGAAAAAGAACUUGCCGAUCCAAAUGGUGUAAAAUCACUAUGGCGACCUGAAUAUGGAGCUUAUAUGAUUGAAGGUACUCCUGGCAAACCAUUUGGUGGUUUAUUGGCUCACUUUAAUCUUGUCGAGGCUAAUAUGAAAAAUCGUCGUGAAGAAGUUACUGAAUUACUUAAACCCGAUGAAUGUGUUAUGUCGAUUACAAAUUUUCCUCGCCUUGGUUGUCCAUCGUUUACAGAUCCUAUUUUUAAGCCAAAUCCUGAUAAUGUUAAAGGUGCGGCUAGAUCUUUAUACUUUCCAGAUGAGGCUAUAUUUCCGGGACAUCCUCGGUUUAAGACGCUAACACGAAAUAUUCGUAUGCGUCGUGGAGAGAAGGUAGAUAUUAGGUUAAAAGUAUUCAAGGAUGAGAGCACAAAAAUUCCAGUUCCUGGUAGUCCAGCUGAUGAACCAGAUGUAGUACAUUUGGAUGCAAUGGGCUUUGGUAUGGGUUGUUGUUGUUUGCAAGUUACUUUCCAAGCUUGUAAUAUUGUAGAAGCAAGAACUUUAUACGACCAAUUGACACCAUUGUGUCCGAUAAUGCUGGCCCUAACUGCCGCUUCACCAAUAUAUCGAGGCUAUCUGACAGAAUCUGAUUGUCGUUGGAAUGUUAUAAGUGCGUCGGUUGAUUGUCGUACCGACGAAGAACGCGGUUUGAAGCCUUUGAAGGAUAAUAAAUUUAGAAUUCUAAAGUCGAGAUAUGAUUCCAUUGAUUCGUUCCUAUCGCCAGAAGGUGAAAGAUACAACGAUGUGCCUUUAGUUUAUGAUGAAGCUGACUACCAACGCUUGCGUAAAGGAGGAAUUGAUCAUCUAUUAGCACAACACAUUGCCCAUCUAUUCAUUCGUGAUACAGUAUCUUUGUUUAGUGAGAAAGUCGAUCAGAAUGACGAAGAAGAUACAGAUCAUUUUGAGAAUAUUCAAUCGACCAAUUGGCAAACAAUGCGUUUCAAGCCACCACCACCUAACUCACCGAUUGGUUGGCGUGUUGAAUUCCGACCAUGUGAGGCUCAAAUGACGGAUUUUGAAAAUGCUGCUUUUGUGUGCUUUGUUGUUCUUCUAACUCGUGUCAUUCUAUCCUAUCAAUUGGAUUUUCUAAUACCAAUUAGUAAAGUUGAUGAAAAUAUGCAAACAGCUCAAAAACGUGAUGCCUGCCGAAAGGAGAAAUUCUGGUUUAGAAAAUCAAUUCAGAAGACCAAACCAUGUGGGGAACAAGUUAAUGGAAAUGGUUGCUGUCCAGAUGAAUAUGAUCGAUUGUCGAUUGAUGAAAUUAUUAAUGGAAAGACAGAUGGAUUUCCAGGACUCAUUCCACUUAUUAGAAGUUACUUACAAUCAAUGGAAGUCGAUGCUGAUACCCAUUGUACAAUUGAGCAGUACUUACGUUUAAUACAAAAACGAGCAUCUGGAGAAUUUACAACAACUGCCACAUGGAUGAGAGAAGAAGUUCUUAAUCAUCCAGAGUACAAAAAAGAUUCUAUUGUCAGUGAUCGGAUCAACUUUGAUCUAAUGAUGAAGAUUAAACAAAUACAAGAAGGAAAACUUCUAGUGCCAUCGCUGCUUGGCCAGGGUAAUAAUUCCAAAACGAAAGAUACCAUUCCACAGGCAUUGCAAAAGCAUUUAGCCAAGGGUAGUUGUAAUAAAUGACCAGCGACGCAAUCAUCAUCAUCAUUUACAACAACACUUCUUCAUCACCAUUGUAAUACCAAAAUUUUUACAACACAAGAAGCACUUUCAACUUAAAAUUAAAAUAAUAUUAAUAUUUCAAAUAAAUAUGAAUAUUUACAUACAAAUAAAAAAUGCUCUACAGAAACUGAGCGCUAGUUGUGCAUUUACAGAGAUUCGUCAAAGCGUGUGUAAAAAUGAUAGAAGAUGGGUAUGAAAUUCUGUAAAACAGAAUUUGAACAAAUAAUACGGUGCAUUAGAUGAUUUAUAGUAACGCGGUUUUGUAUUUAAUUGAUUCGAGAGUCGGUUUAUAAGAUUACAUACAUAAAUAUAUAUAUAUUUCACAUUUUAUGUUAAAACAAAGAAAUAAACAAAAUAAUAUAGCUUAAAGCUGAUGUUGUUCACAAA